Argentina anserina (silverweed cinquefoil) is the source of this 1077-nucleotide messenger RNA. RefSeq names its product NDR1/HIN1-like protein 10. Lineage: Eukaryota; Viridiplantae; Streptophyta; Magnoliopsida; Rosales; Rosaceae. The coding region runs from base 82 to 765 and encodes 227 amino acids. Gene Ontology annotation, cellular component: plasma membrane; plasmodesma. The record is from RefSeq and is a predicted model, not a curated record. Gene Ontology annotation, biological process: defense response to other organism. The transcript has a single exon.
CUCAUUCUUCACCACCCUACUCAAAUUCAUUCAGUACGUAGCUACUUCACUCUACGUACACAUUCUAUACCUUCAGCUUCUAUGUCAGAUAAACAAGCCCACUUGAACGGGGCCUACUACGGCCCCUCAAUCCCAGCGGGAGAGAACUACCACCGCCCUGGCCGGGGUGGAGGUCCUCUCGGUUGCUGCUGCAGCUGCAUCUUCGGUCUCAUAUUUAAGCUGAUCUUCGCCGCAGUCGUCUUCAGUGGAAUAGCCUUCCUCGUCUUCUGGCUCAUUGUCAGGCCAACUAGAGUGAAGUUUCACGUGACCGAUGCCACCCUCACCCAGUUCAACUACUCCUCCGACAACAACCUGCACUACAAUCUCGCUCUCAACCUCAGCAUCCGAAACCCCAACAAAAAGAUCGGCGUCUACUAUGAUCGGAUCGAAGCCCGAGCUCUUUACGAAGGCCAGAGGUUCAGUACGGUUACUCUGACCCCAUUUUAUCAAGGCCACAAAACCACAAACGUGUUGAACCCGGUGUUCAAGGGACAGCAAUUGAUCGUUGGAUCCGACUUGCUUGAGGAGUUUAACGAACAGAAGACUGCUGGGGUUUACGAGAUUGAAAUGAAACUUUAUCUGAGGAUUCGGUUCAAGUUGGGUAGAAUCAAGACCGGAAAGUUCAAGCCUAGGGUUGAAUGUGACUUGAAGGUUCCUUUGAGUCAGAGUGGAAAUUCAGUGGGCACUUUUCAGACUGAGAAGUGCUCCAUUGAUUACUUCAACUGAUGAUCCUCUGAUCAAACAUAUAGCCGAGCCAGAACUUCAUUGAUUUGUCCUUAAUUGGUAGCAUGCAGACUACCAACGGCGCGACAUUGGUUACCGGCCACUAUUGUGAUCGAGUUCGUCCAGCAGCAUUAGUAGGGUAUCUGUCUUCAUCACUAUACCCAUAGUAGUUAUGAUGAUGAUUCAUUUUUUGGUGUGCGUAUGUUAUACCGUGCCUUGGUUUAGUUUUCGUUAUGAUGAUCCGCCUGUGAUCACACGUGUCUCUAUGUACAUAAAUUACAUGAUAUAUAUUCAUUAUAUUCAUUAUUUGGCGAA